AUGGCUGCUAGUUCUUUUUUGGCUGUUGUAUAUUUUUCAUGAGAAAAAUAUGGCAGACAUAAUGUAAGAAUUGAUAAUACGACUUGCAGACAUACCUGAAAAUUUUGUUACAGAGUAGGGAAGCCAUUUUAAGUUUUGCUUAGAGUCAACUGCUGAGAUAAAGCACUUGGCACAAAGCAAGUGACAAAACGCUUAUGUGAGUUGCGACUGGUGUCGAUUAAACCGAACGUCCGAGUCAUUCGAAGAAGAUACACAAGACUUGAUAAUCGUAUUCCGCAUUUCUGAAUCCUUGUCAGUAUUUUCGUUCAUCGUUUUCGAUAAAAAUUGUUCUUUCCGCACCUAAAGUUGGAAGUUUUCCGUUAGCACUAUUUAUUAUAGAACACACAGCAACAUGUCCUAUAGACCCAGCCGAGGAAGUUUUGGGAACUCUAGGGGUAGAAGUCGAGGGAGUUCAUAUAACUCAAAUUAUAGCAGCUCUAGAGGAAGCCGUGGAACAGGAGGCUUUAACGACAACUACCGAAGCCCUAACCGAGGUAGUAGCUCAUAUCGUGGGUCACGUGCUAGUAGCAGAGGAAACAACGGAUCAUGGUCAAAUUAUAACAAUGCAAAUCGUAAUUCUGGAUCUAAUUGGUCAUCUCCAAGUGAUAACAAUUAUGAAUCUCGAAACCGCUAUUCUAGUAAUAAUGAUCGUUACUCCAGUAGUCAUAGUGAUGACUUUAGGCGAUACAAAGAGGGUGGAAGAAGUCACAGAGACUCGGACGUAGGUGGCUAUGCAAGUUCCGGCGAUGAUUAUGGUCGUUAUAAUGGUGGUAGCAGUUAUUCUGAAGAACGUAGUAGCAGAUCGUCCUAUGCUCCAGAAAAUAGCUAUGGAGGAAGUAGCAGCGGGUACAGAAGUCGUGAAAACUCUCGUGACUAUGGUUCAGAUUUUCGCAAACCCCUGCCUCCUAAUGACAUCCGCUCACCACCAUCAUCUCCAAGAUACUCUAGCUCCUCAUAUAGAGGCAGAGGUUCUAGAGGGUUCCGUGUGGCCGAUAGGCCUGGAAUGAGAGGUAGAUCUUCUGCUAGUGUCUCAUAUAGAGGUUCAUAUGGGGGCAGUGCGGGAUUGAUCAAACGGAAACGACUCGAACCUCCAACUAGUAGUUGGCGGCUGAAUCCAGUACGUAAAGGAUAUGAAGCUGCCAAUAAAAGGAUACAUGCAGUCAAAAGAACUAGUAUGCGGGAUCAAAAUGAUUAUCGUGCUAGAAAAAUUGCUGAAUUUAGAGAAAAAACUCGACAAUUACGUGAACGUGUUAGGUCACCUUCAGCUGACGAGGAGGAGGUAGAAGAAGAAGUGGAAGAAGAGGUUGAAGAAGAAGAAUCUGAACAAGACGAAGGAGAAAGAAGUACAGAAAGUGAUGUACAACCUAAAAAGAAAAGAAAGAUUGUUAAAAAGAUUAUAAAAGUUACAAAGAAGGUUAAGAAACCUAAAGUGAAUGGUGAAUCUUCUAAGUCUGGUUCUGUCGAUAAAUCUUCGCCCAAAAAAAGUGAAAAUCAUUUGAUAGGUACUAAGGGAGACAUUAUGAAAUUGGUGUGUCCACAUUGCGAAGUGUCUUGUAAAACAGUUCGAGAAUAUGAAAUACACUUGUUGAAAAUUCGUCAUCGAUCUUCAAUGACUAUAUUAGCUAGAAAACGUAAACAUGAGCUAUUUAUGUUGCGUCAAGAUCAAAGAAAAGAACAGAAAGAUAUUGAUGAAAAAGUGGUUGAAGAAGAUGCAAAAGCCAAUAUUAAUUACUGCAAAUUAUGUCAGUUGAACUUCAAACAGCCGAAAAGUGAUCAUUUCAGCAGUCUUUUACAUAAAAAAAUCAAACAGCUUUUACAACCGUCGUGUAAUGUUUGUCAUUUAGCGUUUACAACUCCAAUGCGUCAUGAACAUCAUUUGUGUAGUACUAAUCAUUUAAAAAAAGUAAUUAUCCAAGAGCGGCGAACUAAACGUAUGGCAGCGCUACCAAGGACUGAUGAAGCUGAAGCAGACGUAGAUAUGGAAAACUUCAUGGUGUUGGACUCUGUUGGUUCAGUUGAUGAUGAUAGUUCAGAAGAAAAUGAUACUGAAAAAAAGAAAAAAUCCAAAUCUGAUAAAGAAAUUAGCUUGGGAAAAGAAUUUUGUAAAAAAGUUGAAGUUUAUUACUGUGAACUGUGCAAGUUUAAUUUGCCACCUCAUGAUGAUAUUGAACAACAGCUGAGUUUGCAUUGUCGUAAUCGUGUGCACCUACAACGCUAUGUGCAGCAUUGUGAAAAAAUAAAGACACGAGAAAGAGUAACAGAGAAAUCGACCAAAGAAAGUUCCCAGGAUGCAAAACCUGACAACGAAGACAGUAGUGAUUCCUCCAAUAAAGGUGUUAGUAUCGAUGGUAAAAGUGAUGUUCCAAACAUAGCUGACAAAUCAAAUUUUAUUGAACAUAAUGAUUUUGAUUGGUCUUCAUUGGAUAAUGUUAUAGAAAACGAGCCUACUAAAGAAGAUACUGAUAGUAAGAAAUCUUUAAAUAACAUGGCAAAAUGAUGUCUUCUAAUUAUUUUAAUUGAUAUUUCAAUCUUUUGCUCUAUAUCUGAGAACUCGAGUUAUGUUAUAACUUAUGUUUAGUUUGAAAUUAAAUUUAAAAGAAACAAUUAUUUACCUUUAACAUUAAUUAGAAUAGUUUUUUUUAAACUUUUUUAAAGCAUAUUCUUGGUUAAUAUUAUUAUAUGUACAUAUUAUUAUAUUCCGGACAUUACAUGUACUAGUGACACUGUUAAGACAACAAACAAUUGAAUAGCUUUUUUAAAAAUAAAUUUAACUAGAUAAUAUUAAUUUUAUUAGUGUAGGCAUAGUUUAAGAUGACGAAAAUAAUAAAUGUAAAAUUUGUU
Molecule: messenger RNA, 2880 nt
Organism: Adelges cooleyi (spruce gall adelgid)
Lineage: Eukaryota; Metazoa; Arthropoda; Insecta; Hemiptera; Adelgidae
Exons: 13
Coding region: 392-2536 (714 amino acids)
Cellular component (GO): nucleus
Source: RefSeq, a predicted model, not a curated record